Acaromyces ingoldii is the source of this 2338-nucleotide messenger RNA. RefSeq lists its product as hypothetical. Gene Ontology annotation, cellular component: nucleus. The coding region runs from base 84 to 2216 and encodes 710 amino acids. The transcript is spliced from 4 exons. NCBI's taxonomy places the organism in Eukaryota, Fungi, Basidiomycota, Exobasidiomycetes, Exobasidiales, Cryptobasidiaceae. Gene Ontology annotation, biological process: regulation of DNA-templated transcription. Gene Ontology annotation, molecular function: transcription cis-regulatory region binding; DNA-binding transcription factor activity, RNA polymerase II-specific. The record is from RefSeq and is a predicted model, not a curated record.
AGUCAGUGUCACUCUUGCGCUCGGUUCAAGUUGGGCAAGCGGGCGAUUUGUGACUGACACGCGCCUCAAUCGACUUGAGAAGCAUGCCACCGGCCAAGGUGAAGAUAAGAUGCCUUCAGCGCGACGCGGGUCAGGCCUGCAGCCGGUGCGCUCGGCUCGCUCUACGAUGCGAGGUGCAGCCCCAUCGAAGAGGCCCGAAUAAGCGAUUCCAAGCAAGGAACGCUGAUGCUAACAAUCGAUUGGAGCGAACGAAUAAUUCUAGCACCUUCAGCCGCGAGGCUCUGAAUGGGUCGCCGGUUCUCGACAGCCCGUCACUUCGUCACUCAUCCAAAGACGGGCACUCAGCCGCCUUUGGCUCCCCAUCCCUCCCCGACUCGCGUCUUGCCUCACACCCUUUCCCCCGCUUCUCAACAAGAUCCCUACUGGACAACGACGACACCGAGCUGCGCAAGACCACGUUAGCCUCCAACCUCAUCGAGGAGGACGAUCUAUGCGAACCAAACGUGGCGUCCGUCCAUUCUUACGCGGCCAUGGAGCCGGUCGAUGCAUUGAGUGAUUCUGAUCGACCGGAUUGGAGUCCUUCGAGCUUGUCCAUCUGGUGCGAAGUGUUCACCGAGCAGGAGGCGCGGCUCCUUCAUGGCUUCUACUUCGAACGUCUUAACGGCUGCAUAGCCUUGUUGACACCGGCGCUGAACGUAUUCGAUGACCUCUGCGCAGACAGCCAGGCUCAUUUGCUCCUUUCCGCCAUCCUUACCGUCUCUUCGCGCUUCGUGAUGGUGCACAAGUACGACAAGGCGCUGAGUUGUUUGGAUCGUUCGCUGAACAAUAUUACAGCCACAACGGGCUUACCGUCGAGCAUGCAGACCUGCCAGGCGCUCAGCAUAGCCGCCAUGUGGCGCCAUCCGUCGAACUCCACUGGCUGGCGCAAGAUUCAUACGAGCAUCUCCAUCGCUCUGGAACUAGGCCUGGACAGGCUGGCCAAACGGCCGCUCUCGACCGACUUGAGCCGUGAAGAGGCUAUGCGCAUCGCCCAGCUCCAAAGGACAUUUUUCCAGCUCGGAUGCACGGAGGAGCACUUCUGCAACCAGCGAAGAAUACCUGCAUUGCUCGAUGUGACUAGCUUCCUCGAUCCGCGCGUCUGGAUCGAGAGCCUCAAUCACGUCUGUGAGGACGUUGACGUGAGGAUCGCCGCUGCCAUCGAUCAGAUUUCCAUCUUUCGGAAGCUGCAGGCCGAUCUGGCGAAACUGAGGGCCGAGUCGUCGAGAGCAAAGAGGAUCAAUUCCAGGUCACAUGGCCUUCAAGAGCUGAGGCUGCUCAAAAACGCCAUCUUCGACCACGACGGCACGGCAGCCUACUGGCUCCAAGAGGUCGAGACAAGCUCAUCGCAGACGGAAGCAAGCGAACCAGCGCCAGGGUCGUUGCGUGUGGGAUUUGCCAAUCGGCCUUGCGGCGACUUUAACCGACUCAACCACGGCCUCAACUACUGGCAAGCUGUUUAUGCGGUCUACUGUCGCAAAGAGAUGAUGGCAGACAAAAUGCUGCAGGAUGAGCGAUCGGAAGCCUUUGAAAGGGCCACUUGGCAUGCUCUGGCCCUGAUGGAGCUCUUCGACGGCCCUUUUGGCGAGGCCGAGUACUACAGAUAUGUCCACGAUUCGGUCAUCUGCUCAACGGCCGCGGCUUCCAUCUGGGUCGUGGACAAUUGGCCCGCUAUGAACGUGGCACAGGCCGAACGAGCCCAUGCAGCUCUCCGACGCGCAGCACGGGUCACUUCGUCGAGCGCAGACCGAUGGCUGGAACAGUCGGCGUAUUUACACAAGCUGCUGCAGUUUUGCUGCUCGAAACUGCCCUCAUCGAUUUCUAUGGUGCCGAGCAGCAGCAGGACUCAGGAGAACAACCAGCAUGGUCUCGCACAAAGGCGCGAAUCGACCGAAGGAGUUUCUGCUGUGGCAGCCGACUGGAUCAUGACACCAGCAUUGCCGACCGGUGAUCUUCUCGACAGCUCCCCUGGCCUCUCUGACGACCUGCUCUGGAUCUUGUCGAUGUCGUUAGGCGGCGGGACAGACGACCACUCAAGCCUCCAAGACCAGACCAAUCAGCGAUGCCAUCCUAAUCACCUGUCCUUUGCCAUGCCUACCUCCGAAGGAGGAGGCAACAUAGCUGCUUUCUUGCGCAACAUGGUUGCGGACAAUGUAUCUGCGGUCGGUGAGCUAGGAUAAAUCAUGAUUCUAGUCGACAAGCGCGUGGCGCAGGGCACAUUUCUGUGUCUGCGCAAUAUACACACACACACAAUACUCCGAUACCGGCUAAGAUGACACAUCAUUGUUUUCUUGGUGAUGAA